Molecule: messenger RNA, 2238 nt
Organism: Ogataea angusta
Lineage: Eukaryota; Fungi; Ascomycota; Pichiomycetes; Pichiales; Pichiaceae
Exons: 1
Coding region: 1-2238 (745 amino acids)
Biological process (GO): protein deglycosylation
Cellular component (GO): cytoplasm
Molecular function (GO): mannosyl-glycoprotein endo-beta-N-acetylglucosaminidase activity
Source: RefSeq, a predicted model, not a curated record
AUGCCUCGAAACACAGCCAAACACUCCUCGUUGCCCCAAAAUAAUUCGCCUCUCUCAUCCCUCGAAUCGUCUUUUUUCGACUCCCUGGAUGAACUAGCAAGCUGGGAAAAACGGAUCCACGAAAAGUCAUUCGAGCUCGACGACCUCAAAAAACCCACUGAAAAGCUCGCACACUAUACAAGAGCAAGACAGCAAGGCACGUCAGAAGAUGUUAAGCUUCUAGUUUGUCAUGAUCUAAAAGGCGGCUACCAGACCAACGAAGACGACGACCCGCUGGGAUACUUCCCCCAUCCAGACGGCCAGCGUUACUUCCUUCAGUACCCGCAAUUGGUCGACAAAUUUGUGUAUUUCUCUCAUCAUCGCAUCAGUAUCCCGCCGGUGCCCUGGAUUAAUGUGUGCCACCGAAACGGGAUCAAAUGUUUGGGUACCGUCAUCUUUGAGGGUAACACGUAUCGCGAUUUUGAGGAGGCCGAUAAACUGCUCACAAGGCAAGACGCAGAGUUUGUUUUUGUCAGAUGUCUAGUUGCGCUGGUGGAGUAUUUCCAGUUUGACGGCUAUCUUUUCAACAUUGAGACAAGGUUUAGCAAUACGCGAAUAGCCAGUCUUUUAGAACCCUUUUUAGAACAAUUAAGAGCCGAACUUCAUGUGAGAAAUUCUUCAACAGAGCUGAUAUGGUACGACUCCUACAUUUACCCAGAAAAUAGGGUUUUAUACAAAAAUGGCGUUACCGAGGCCAACCACAACUUUUUCUCGUGCUGCGAUUCCUUCUUCACCAACUACUGGUGGAACGUGAAGCAUCUACAGGAUAAUAUCAAGAACGUUGGUGUUUUGGGGUCCCGCCUGAAGGUCUAUGUCGGCUACGACGUAUGGGGAAGGGGCACGAUGAUAGGUAAAGGAGGUUACGAUUCGGCACUGGCAUGUCAGAUGAUCAAAAAGUACCGCUCCAAUGUCGCUCUGUUUGCUCCUGCUUGGACAUAUGAAUACUUGGGUCGAAAAGAUUUUGCUCGAAAUGACACUCGAUUCUGGACAGGUCUUUUCGAUGGUGAGUCUUCCAUGGCAACCACUUUCAAGCCUUAUAGCUCGCCGCUCUAUAAGAUCAACGACUCCAAUUUUGUUUUUUACACCAACUUUGGAUCUGGAGAGGGCCGUGGGUUUUACGAGCGCGGAGAAAAAGUGUAUCACGACAAUUGGGUUAAUGGAUCACUGCAAAUGGAAAUUCCCUUUAAUAUACACAAGAGAAAUAAAAAUGGAAUACAAUGGACGUUGUCAAAAGAAGACUCGUUUCAUGGUGGUUCCUGUGUGGAGAUUGAAUACAAUGAAGUCGUAGACGAUAACGGCUACCAGGUAUUCAACAACCAGACUAUCAACUCGUUCUCAUUGUUUUCAUUUGUCCAGGAUUGUUCUUUUCCAACGAUUAACGUGAAAUUGACCUACAAGCUGAAUCACAAGACAAAGUCUUUUUUCAAGCUGAAAAUUGGCUAUUACAUUGAACGGCGUUACAGAACUGUUCAGAAAGUUAGAAGCGGAUGUCUGGUGAUUCCAUUAUUCUCGACGAAUGAUCAAUGGUUCACCACGGAAGAGCCGUUCCAUGUGAGUUUGCAGAAUUCACAUGAGUUCAUAGUCCUGGAUUCGGCUACAUUAUUCUACGAGGAGACAGAAGAUCCGUUUAUGCGCGCGCAUGUUGUUGAAGAUCAGUCGGCCUCAAGUGUUAUUGACAACGAGGAGUACGAGAAGCUCAUGAACAGCGAGAUUUAUUUUGAUGACGAGGAUGAGGACUGGAUUCUCGUCCCUUCUGAUAUAUCAAUGGAAUCAACCGAUAACGGGGGAAGAGAAGGUCAUACAUGGAGAGUAAUCAGCAGCCCAAUACGCAAAAAACACCCAAAAGCCCAUGCUUCCACAUCGCCUGUACUAAAGCUAGGAGAGCUCGCGAUCAUAAAUGCCAAUGACUACCCGUCAGAAACUUUUUUCAAAAUACUGCCAGUAAACUCCGUUGAUGUCAGGCGGUGGGAAGGUAAAAUAUUGCUAAUAUGGAAAACCAAUCAGGACUCAGUUCUUUACCAUAUAAUAUUUGUCGAUGAUGUGUUUCAAGGCAUAUCGUUAGUGCCCAAAUUCGUCUUUGAAGAUCGAGCGGUUGAUGAAAAGAGCUCCAAGACGCAACCUGGAAGCGCUAUGAAAGUGAGAAUUGAUACCGUCAACAGACUUGGAGUACUUGUCAAAGGUACUGAUAUGUACAUUUGA